AUGCGCGUGGGCUGCUUUCUCCUCGUCGCUUCGGCGGUCGCCUUCCGCGAGGCGGCGGAUCUUCAGAAGAGCAACUUGAGCAGCAAUGGCACUGAGAACUCAGCUGCUCUCCAUCGGGACCAGGUUGCCCACCACGCCGCCCAGCAGUCGAACGCCACAAAGGCGGCUUCGAAGGCCACCACAGAGGCUGCAGCUACGGCGAAGGCCGCCGUGGAGGUCCUCCUGGAGGAGGGCAGCCGCGCCAUGGUGGCAAGCCGUGGCUUGCACAUCGUCGGUGCCCUGCUUUUCACAAUCUGGUUCUGCGCGGUCAGCGCCCUUGUGACGAUUCCCUGCUGCUGCCUUGUCCGGGGGCACCUGAAGUCUCGGGAGCUGCGGGAGAAGCUGGAGAACUUGAAGCUCCAGCACCCGGCCCACCUGAACAAGCAGCCUGCGGCCACGCUGUCGGAUGGGAUGAUGCGUCUGGCCCAGGAGGACUGCAUCAUCAUCAAGGAGAAGGUGAACAUGCUUCAGGAGGCGACCGGACAUCUCCUCAACUACUCCAUCCAGACGGCGAACGCUUUCGACGUCUUCUCUGUGUCGGACAGGCAGCAGGGCGAGCAGAUCCUGUCUUGCCGAGAACAGCAAGAUCUCCAGGCGAUGGUGGGCAUGAAUCUGGCCGCUGGCCUCCAAGCUGCCGGCCUCGAUGGAGCCGGGGCCUUCGCGGGCCGCGACAAGGCGCCGUUCAAGAUGAUGAUUGGGUUGCCACAAGGGCCACAAGGGCCGGUGCAGACCAACACCAUUCAGGUGCAGGUGCCGGAUGGCGUGGUUACGGGUCAGCAGAUCCAAGUCACGGCGCCAGAUGGGAGCCAGAUGCUGGUGGCCGUUCCUCCAGGCGUGGCGGCGGGGCAGACCUUCCCCGUGAUGCUCCCCAAAAAGGAGCCGUCCUCGCCCUCCUCGCCCAUGCAGAACCUCUUGGGAAUGGCGCAGGGCCUCGUCCCGGGGGCCAACACGGACGUGCCCUUCCUCUACUUGGACCGGCCCUUUGCUUUCGACAUCAUGUGCGUGAACCGGCCCUCAGUGGACGUCUACGAUAUGCGCGGUGGGGCUCAGGUGAAGAUCGGCGUCAUCUCGGACCCCUUCGCCUGGGUGGACAUGACCUUCGGGAUUCACCUUGGGCCAGCGGCAACAAAGGACGUCGCGCCGGUCCUCAAGGUGAAAGGCGCAGCCUGCCAGCCCGGUGCCGUCUGCCAGCUCUGCGGCCUCUGCUGCGGGUCUGCCAUGAAGUUAGAAGCUCUGCUGCUGACACUGGUUAGCCGUAUCUUGGAAGUGGGGUUCAAGGAACCUUACGAAAAGUUCUCUUGGGCAAGGGGUCAGACAGCUGUGACGAAGGAGUGCCAUUGCAUCUGUGAUUGCCAGUGCAGUGACGCAUUGAAUCCGAUUUUAUUGCUGCUUGCACUGAUUUGCCCUGCGAUCAACCUUGUCUGCUUCUGCAGAAGUGACCGAGUAGCUGUUUUCUACAGUGACGAUACUUACUGGCAUGAGCGAGUCUUGAUCUGGAAGGCGAGUGACACUUCUUGGUAUGUUUUGACUCCUGACAUGGACCUUUAUGAAGAGAGCUUUACAUUGGUUGGCGACGACGGUCCUGUGAAGAUGAAGGUGAAGGGGAAGCAUUUUGAAUAUUAUUCAAGACUGCGUGCGCCAGUGUAUAGGUUUUCUUCUGGCUUGACCGAAGAGGAGAUGAGGACCUACAUCGAGAAGGCGCUAGACGAGCUGAACAUGGAGGUCGUGCCUUUAGAUGGCUGGAGGCCAAAAGAGGUGCGUGUGGGUCAGAGGGUGGUCCCAACCUCGGUUCUUCUUGGCAGGAGAUUCGUGCCCAGGCGCGUUACCAGGCCGCCCGGCGGAGCUGCGUCAAGAGGUGUGGUGGACCAGCCGGAAAGAGCCACAGAGUCUUCAGCAGAUCUGCCUCUGGGGCUUUUGCCCCUCGAACCAGCUCCUGCAGGCUACAUGUGGGUGUGGUUUCCCCCCCUCAGACCCGGAGCUGUCGACAUUCCUCGGGAGGUGGCGGUUGUCGAGGGUCAGGGGGUUCGAGCAGGGGAAGAUUUGGGUCUCAUCAAGCGGGGUGACGGCUGGCUUCCUUUGACCUUAGUCGCCAUUGACCAGGCUUCGGAGAUUUUUGGCUGCUACUUGGGGCGACAGAGGACCUCCGAGGCCUUACAUGGGGAUGAGGGCCUACCUUCGGCCAGGAAUGCGAAUGAGGAAGGCGCCGUAUCUUCUACUGAGCCUUUGGAUGCAAGGGUCCUUGGUGUGGAUUACAACUCUGUAAACGAAAGACACAAACAUUGGCGCGAGGUUGUCAAUGAGUGCAAGCAGUAUGAGUUCCCCGACUGGCCUCUUGAGGGACCGAUGAGCGUGGGCCACCUUAUUCGACAUUUCCAUAGCUUUGGAGGUGAUCCCAAGAGAUGGCUCCUUGAAUGGAUGCGUUCCAAGAACAUCGCGGAGAACGACCGUGUGGCUCACGAGAUGCGAUGUUUGGUGGACGUCAUGUUCACAGCUGGUUGUUAUGACCAGUUGAAUCUAUGCUCCCUCGCGAGCAUAGAAGUGGUCGGGCGUCGAAUGCAAGCUAUCAUCGACGCCUACACCUUGGGAGGUGCAGCCGGGCCUGACUGGCAGAACGCCAAGGUUAUCGCCGGUUACCGCAGUGCAGAUGAUGCGGUGUCACCAAGCUUGCGGUCGUGGGCAGCCAGGCGCACCAAAGAAGAAAUUGACAUGGCAUCUUCUCGUGCUAAGAUCCGUGAGCAUCGCAAAGGCCUGCUGGUGACCGAUGAGGCUGCAGGUGCUGUGGCAGACGGCGUGUUGCCGACAACCGGGGCAAAGGCCAAAGCCAAGGCGAAAGGCCGUGGCAAGGGGCUGACUGUGCGCCGGGAAAAAACUUUGGGGAGACGGGUGGCGCAGCGGGUGGCCAGACAUAUCCAGCAGACAACCAAGGAGCGCGAGGCCGUGAAGGCUCUCAACUGGAUGGCUGGCUACAAGGAAGAAUUUGAGAAUUCACAGUUUUCACCAGAUGCUCUUCAGUCGGAGGUGAUUGGGAGAGUUCGUUAUCUUGCUGGGCUAUGCCAAGACAAAGGUGAAUUGGCAGAGAUCCCUAAACCGGAGGCAGCCCUUAAGGCGUUGCUCCGUGGCCGGUCAGAAUACUCUUCUGACGAGCCGACUACGUUGGCGGCCUGCUCACUUGCGCGCAUCUCGCUUCCUGAGUCUCUUCAUGACGCACCGGCGGUGGAGAGUGUCUUGGAUGACGAGGCCCGGCAUUACCUGCAGAGCCCCGAGCAUAUGUUAAAACCAGGCUGCGAAACGGGCCUGGGGGAGUUUCAACCGUACUGGGAUCCACUCUUGAGGAGGGACGCCAAGCUCUACAAGAAGUUCAUCCAGAAGCUGAACCAAGCCGGGUACUUGGUGUUCACGCAGAACCCCAAAAGCUUCUGUGGAGUGUUUUUCGUCAGGAAGAGCGACGGUCGCAAAAUUAGAAUGAUCAUUGACGCCAGGGGUACCAACUCCAUGUUUCGACCUCCCCCUGGCGUUGAUUUACUUACUUCAGAUGGUUUUUCGAGGAUUGAGCUCAACAUCCCAAGCCAUUUCGUCCCAGGCAGUGCCGACUACGACGACUACCUUGACCGACACCGUAUUAGCAUAGGGCUCAGUGAUGUAAAAGAUUGUUUUCAUCGGCUCCGACAACCUAGGUGGCUUUGUGAUUAUUUUUGCUUGGAUGGGGUGCCGGCUUCUUGGGUGGGGCUCGAGAACACAUAUUUGGACAACCAGUGGCUUGCGCCCGACUCGAUCGUGUACCCGGCCCCAGGCUCUUUACCAAUGGGGUUCACUUGGGCCCUAUACUUCGCGCAACGCGCAAGCGAGGUCCUCAUGACCAAAGUACCAUCCUUGCAAAAGUCCACCUUGGUCCAUGACAGGUCCAGCGCCAUCGUCUUUGGAGAGGGCCAGUCCGUGAAAAACGAGGCAGGCGAGCCGCGCCCUGUGCACCAUUAUGUCUACGUUGACAAUCUAGGGGUCCUCAGCGUUAACCAUGAUACAGUGGAGACGGCCUUGCGAGAAGUAGAGGAUGUCUUCGGUUCUCACAAGCUGAUCCUGCAUCCAGGCUUGGUGUCGAGCGGCACUACGAAGGCACUGGGCUGUGCUCUCAGAGGAGACCUUCUGGCUAGUCGGGUCACGUCAGACAGGUAUCACAAACUACGUCAAGCCAUCCAAGGAGUACUUGAACGUAAGCGGGUUUCUGGACGCAUUCUUGAAGUGCUGGUAGGCCAUGCUACGUUUGUUGCCUUGAUGAACCGCCACGUCCUCAGUGUCUUCAACACGGUUUACCGUUAUAUUAACGCCCACUACCACAAACCAGCGCCAUUGUGGACCACAGUGAGAGAGGAGCUUUCGGUUUUCAGGGGGCUCAUGAUCUUCUUGCAUGCGGACUGGGCACGACCUUGGAACACCUACGUGACUGCCACAGAUUCUUCUUUGGAAGGUUUCGGGGUUGUUUCAAGUCAUUGGCAGCAGCAUGAGGUUGCCAGUGCCGGCCGAAAUCUUGAGCGGGCCCGCUUCAGAAAGCUGGGGAGUCAUUCAGCGCGCGCCUCAGCGCUCACAGCAGCGGGUUUUGUUCAUGAUGAAGUUACAGAUCAAUGGAAGGCCGGCUGGCUGGACAGCCCCAGUUACCUGGAGCACACAGGCUGGGCAUUGGCUCAGGAGUUCAAGGAAAUUCCUGGAUAUCUCUUGCAGGCUGAUCGCUGGACGCCCCGGCUUUGGGGAAAAUGGCAGCACUCUGCUGGGAUCCUGGAGCUCGAAGCACGGGCCUUGGUGAAGGGGCUCAAACGUAUUGCCAUGAGCACUUUCGGGCAUGAUGUGCGGCAGCUCUUGCUCACAGACAACAUGAGUGUUUGCCUCGCCUUUGACCGAUCUCGCGCUCGCAGCUUCAGCCUCCUGGUGCAAAUCCGGAAAUUUGCUGCAUAUUGUUUGGCACGCAACAUCUACUGUGUGGUUAGGUGGGUUCCAUCCGAGCUCAACAGCGCGGACAAGCCAAGUAGGCUCCACUCAGAAGAAGCUAGCAAGGAUCUCGCGCAUGCCAUCCCCCAUGUCCGCUGGACCCCGCCGGGAAGCAGUUCUCAAGCCUCCAGUGGCAAAGAGUGUCAAGCCAAGGCCCAAGUCCAGGAUGCUGGAGCGACCGCAGCCUUCAACUGCUUCGAAGGCGAGGGCGUCGACCCUUGCAAAGACUGGUCCGGCCGAAGCACUGAUCACACCGCGGAAAGCGGACACGUUCAGCCUGUUGACGGUGCCCCUGGAAAGCGAGAAAGUCAAAGCAAAGAAACGAGAGCAAGGCGCCGAGCGAAAGCCAUGGUGGAUCACCACUUGGACGGAGUGUCGCAUCUGGAACAGCAAGCUGUUGGAGAAGCGACCUCCAAGCAGUACCAGAAGGAGCUUCAGUCCUUCCUCAGCUUUGCAAAGCCCCGGGGAUUGGUGAUGACCAAUGCCAAGAUAGUGGACGGGCUUCUCGUGGACUACAUGAACCGGAUGUAUCUGGACGGCCAUCAGAGCUACCGAGCCGACAGGUUGAUGGCUGCCAUUCUCCACCGCUUCCCACAAUUUGGCCGGUUGGGGGACCAGAAAUUACCGCGGGCCUGGCGAGCGCUCAAGGGCUACAGACGGCUGACGCCGGGGAAGUCCCGGUUGGCCUACCCCUUAGCCUUGUGGGCAGCCUUUGCGGUGGAGCUGAAGCGCUUAGGAUGCCUGAGGAUGGCUCUUUUCAUGCUCCUUGCUGUGAGCACCUACGCCAGGCCGUCGGAGCUCCUUCGGGCAAAAGUGUUCAGUCUGGUGCGGCCCGCGCGAGGGAUCACGAGCAGCUGGUCGUUACUGCUGGCGCCGGAGGAGGAGGAGAUAGCCACGAAAACGGGGGAUUACGAUGUCUCGAUCCCUCUGGACAGCCCGUGGUUGAAAGGCUGGAGCCACGCGUUAUUCGACUGUCUGAAGCAAUCCCACCCAACAGCACCCCUCUGGGAUUUCAACUACCAAGAGUACCAGCUCAUGAUGAAGCAAAUCUCGGACAUGUUUGGUGUGGAUGUGACGCCGUAUCAGACCCGGCACUCGGGUCCCUCCAUCGACCGCGCUCGGCAAUACCGCAGCCUCUUGGAGGUGCAGAAGCGCGGGCAGUGGAAAGCGCACAAAAGCGUGGCGCGCUACGAAAAGAGCGCCAGGCUGGCCAGCACAUGGGAGUCCCUACCAGAAAGUUUCAAGACCCACGCCACGCUCUGCGAGCAAGACCUUGGGGCAAUUCUUUUGGGGCGAAAACCAGCCCCCCUUUUUGCCACAGUCGCAGGCCUGGGCAGUAUGUGA
Molecule: messenger RNA, 6360 nt
Organism: Symbiodinium natans
Lineage: Eukaryota; Dinophyceae; Suessiales; Symbiodiniaceae
Source: the annotation of a GenBank genome assembly